AUGUCCACGGGGGAAGUGAUACAGAAACGGUACGAUGCUCACAAGACUUUGGGGUCUUUCAACAGCAAUGAAAUGAAAAAACCGGACAAGCCACCGUCCACCACCAAGGAAACCAUGGAAAACAACGCCAAGUCCAAAGAAAAGGAGAGCAAGAGCAGUAAGCGCGAGCGACCUCUCUCCAGGAGCGAAACGACUGGGUCCGCCAAGAGCAAAUCGGCGCCAUCUCCAGUGCCCCGACGAAACAAAACCGCCAGCAAAAUUCCGUCGCGGUCCAAUAAUAAGGAGGGUAAAGACAAGGAUGACACUAAAGAAAGUAGCAAAGACAAAGACAAAAAGGGAGUUUCCAGAUCCAAAUCCUCCUCCAGCAGUAAAAAGGAAAAGUCAACACGAGGCGAACGAUCCAUCUCCAGAAGUGGCAGCAUUCGACGAAUGGGAAGCCAGGAUGAAAAUACCAAAAGGGACGUGAGUCCUCUGCGCAAUCUCAUGGAAGGAGGAAUGAACAAUAGUGACAAUGGAAAGAGUGAAGACAGACGAAACAACAUGAAAAAACAAGGCUCCACCAAGAGCAUGGAUGAAAUGAUCAAUCUGGCAUGGAUCAAACCAGGCAAGGAGAAAGAAAAGGGGAAAAGUAGUAGCAAAAAAGACAAGAAAGAAAAGGAGGAAAAGACUAGCAAAAAGGAUAAAGACAGCAAAAAAGACAAGAAGGAAAAGGAGGAAAAGCCUAGUAAAAAGGACAAGGACAGCAAAAAAGACAAAGACAAGGACAAGAAAAGUGAUGAAAAAUCCAAGGAUAAGAAAAAAUCCAACCUGGAUGACAAACUCUCUACCAAGAAAAAGAGCCGCAAAAAAGAUGGCGAAGACACCUCGGUUACAUCCUCUGUGGUAAAACCCAAAACUUCCAAAGUAUCCUCUUCUGAGUGGGAUGAAAUUUCUCAAACCGACAAGGAGUUUGUUACCAAAGUGCCCACGCGCAAAAUGUCAUGGUUUGGUUUUUCCGGCUCCAAUGCCAAAGAGGAUUCAUCUGUUGGUGGAUCCUUUUCUGGAUUGGACCAGUCCUUUAGCAGUAUCGAAGAUGACGAUGAUAUGGACGGCAGUCUUAGCGUGAAUGACUUGAUGAACACACAAGAUAGCAAAAGUGACAGUAUUAGUUCUGGCGAUGAAGACAGCAGCGAGGAAGACUCAUCCUCUGAUGCCAGCAGUGGUGAGGGAGCUGACAAGGAUGCCAAAGCGGCGAAAAAACGUGCCUCGGAGCUUAAAAAGUUGCAACGAAAGAAGAAACGAGAAGAAAAGCAAAAGAAAGGAUCAUUGACGCGACAGCGUAGCGGUGGUGAACGCCGUCACAGUGGUGUAAGUCGCGAUGGUGGCAAUCCAAGACGGCGUGGCGGUCCUGGUGGCCCUGGCGGUGCUGCGGGUCAUCGCUCAUUCUGUAGGGAUGAUCGCAGUCGUCGUGCCCGUGGUCCAGCAGCAAUGCAUCACAGUGUUGGUCCCGGACGAAACCCCAAUCCGAGGCCGGGCCAGGAUCCUUUCGGUUUUGACCAACGCGGCAAUCAAUGGCCUGCAGAAGGCGAUUUUGAGGAUUUCGGGGACUUUAACAGCAGCCAGCACAGUUUCCGGGGGGACAGUGGCCACAGCCGACACAAUCGCUCUGCCAUAAAUCGAUCCAAAUCAUUCGACAACAACCGCUAUGACGAUCGAGAAGGAAGCCGUAGAGGUCCUAGACGGCUUCCUCCGGGGAGGACUCGCUCAGGUGACGACUUCAGCCACGCCCGGCCUCCUAGUAAUAAUAAUUGGGAUGGCGGAAGUAGGCGGGGACGACGCACCGCAGGCGGUGAUCCCUUUGAUGAUGGAGGCAGUCGUCGAGGGCGUCGCACGGUGGGUGGAGAUGCUUACUCCGAUUUGGAUAAUAGCCGCAGAGGUCGUCGCACUGCUGGAGACAUGGAUGGCAGUCGCAGUCAACGUGGACGUCGAACGGCGGGCGGAGAUCACUUCGAUGACCAUUUGAACGGCAGCCGCCACGGGCGUGAUGUGGAUGGAGGAAGUCGUCGUGGGCGACGAACAGCCGGUGGCGAUCCGUUCAAUGACUUCAAUGGCAGCGUAAGCGGGAGUCGUCAUGGUCGCCGCACUGUUGGCGCUGGUUCAGGUGGUGGCGAUCCUUUUGAUGAUUGGAACACCCCGUUUGGAAGUGGCGACCCCUUUGACGACCUUAACGGCAGCCGGUCCACUUUCGAUGGGAACGCUAGCGCACGAGCUGGAGGUCGAAGUCGUGGUCGUGGACACCAUCUACAAAACGAUGCCUUGAUGGCAUCUCUGAACGAGAGUCAGGACCAGUUAUCGUUUGUCCAAGCAGGAAAGUGGAUGUCGGAGAAAGAACGAGAAGCAAACGCACCACCAAAAAUCCAAGCAUGGGAAAAACGGAGGAGGGAGAAAAGAUAA
Molecule: messenger RNA, 2433 nt
Organism: Seminavis robusta
Lineage: Eukaryota; Bacillariophyta; Bacillariophyceae; Naviculales; Naviculaceae
Source: the annotation of a GenBank genome assembly